Molecule: messenger RNA, 3232 nt
Organism: Mizuhopecten yessoensis (Yesso scallop)
Lineage: Eukaryota; Metazoa; Mollusca; Bivalvia; Pectinida; Pectinidae
Product: probable ubiquitin carboxyl-terminal hydrolase 8
Exons: 15
Coding region: 160-1398 (412 amino acids)
Biological process (GO): protein deubiquitination
Cellular component (GO): nucleus; cytosol
Molecular function (GO): cysteine-type deubiquitinase activity; cysteine-type endopeptidase activity
Source: RefSeq, a predicted model, not a curated record
UUAAAUUACUCAUUCUUCUUUCGAUUUCCACUAAGCUUAUUACAGUGAUUCUUAAAGUAUCCAAAAUCUAUUUGUGACUGGAUUGGAAGGUAGAAUAUAAGUUAUGUUAAAUAGCACAGUGGCUAUGCAGUGUGGAUAAACAUAGUAUGGACAUAUGUCAUGGGUGCCAACGUGCAAAAGGAAGUACAACAAGGAGAAUGUCCUUCACAACCAAAAGAUGUGUCUGCUAUUUUUGGGACGGGACCAGAUUGUCCCGAUGUAAACACUGUCAAGGAACAAACAAAAGACAACGAGCAGAUUAACGUCGAACCUGAAAAUAAAUUAGCGGUAUCCGAAGGAAGAGAUCAACAUGAAUUACUAGAAAAAGAUGGUAGACAGGGGACCCCCAGAUAUGACGCUCCUAAAGUUUAUUCCAAAGGUGAAGAACUGAUACUUGGACUUCCAAAUAGAAACUCGACUUCCUGCUACAUAACAUCGUUGAUACAGGUGUUGGCGCAAACUCCCGGACUGAUGGAAUGUUUGUUGAGUUAUAAACAGAAAUCUUGUAUUGCUGAGACACUGAUCAAUCUGUUCUGCGUGGUAAAUGACGUUCAGGAUCCACACGAAAACGUUGCAGAUGUUCUGUGCUCACUUUUAAGGGACAUCCAGAACAAAAUGGCUGCAAGAGACGAUUCUUACAGUGAGGGUAUUCAAAACGACAGCCACUGCUUACUCCUCUGCUUAUUAAAUGCCCUUGACGAUGAAGAGAGAGACGGAUUAUACAUAUUUGAUGGACAAAUGAGAAAUAGUUUUACAUACUCGAAUUGCAGUCAUGUAGAGGAAUCGGCACUAGAACCUUUCAAAUCACUUCCAAUGUCCGUUAACAACAAACUGAGUACAGUGGAAGACAGUAUUAUGCAUAUGAUCAGUGUCGAUACUUUCUACGAUUCCGAUAUUCCAUGUCGAAAAUGCAUCAAGGAAGGUCGCCAUUCCCAAGAUACUGUAACCGAGAAGAGGCUCAUCAUAGUGGUUGCCCCUGAAAUUCUCGUUCUACAACUGUCACGCUUUCACCAAGUGUGGGCGUCUGGUGACAAACUAUGCACAAAAAUGGAGAAGUAUGAUGGACAUGUUCAGUACUCGUCUACCCUCUCGCUACCAGUAAUACAAAAGGAUGAAGAUGACCAUACAGGAUGUGCUGUAACGUAUGAACUGUAUGGCGUCAUCUGUCACGAAGGAACCAUGGAGAAUGGACAUUAUUGGUGCUACGUGAAACAGAAUGGAUGGGACAAAGCUCAUCCGUAUCUUUGGCAUCUUUGUUCUGACUCGUACGUCAGGAGGCUUGAAAUAAAUGAGGAAUGGCCUGACUCACCAUACGCGUAUUUACUUUUUUACAAACAAUGCAUGAAAGAAAAAGGAUAGAAGAGACUUUGAGUUAUAAUUCUUUUGGUUUAAGAUUUCCAUGACCAAACUGUUUUUGAUCGCUUUCUUCCGAUUUCUACGAAUAUGUAUCUCGCAAAGUCAUAAAUGUGCAUUUAUGUUAAAAAUGUAAGGUUACUGUUACUUUACAGGUUGAUCUUUGUAUACUGAAUUACCCGUGUAAGCAAAGAUAAGUAAAACAUGAGUUGACGCUUAAAUGUCAGUCGUGCUAUUGUAGAUAUUUUGUUGACGAGUUUACAUUCGGAAUAAAAAAGUAAACGCUUUCGAUUUUAUUGUUAUUUAAUCUUGUGCAGUUUAAUUAAAAGUCCUAAAAGAGACAAAUAUUUUACAAUAUAAUAAGGACAUACAUUGUUUAAAUGAUGACUAUAUAUAACCACUAAAUAAGCAAUGGUUAUGAAGUAAAUGUAAAAAUACUGCAAAUAUUAGUACCAAUCUAAUUUCAACAGGCAGUUAUAGGGACAGUAUAUGAACGUCAUUGGAAUUUCAGAAAAAAUGCAUGAAAAAUAUGUUAUUUCAACAUUGGUCUUAAUAAGCAUACUGUCAUAUAAAAUACAAAAUUGAUGAAGUUCUUUUGAGAUGCUCGAUCUUGUGGUAAAAAGUAACAUAUUUGACAAAAAAUGUCAAUCACAUAAUUUCAUGAACCACUCAAAUACAAACAAAAAUAUGUUGACACUUGGGAAUAUUUUCCUUUUUUAUUCCUACACGACAGAGUAAUAUCAUAUCAUAUCAAAAAUGGUUUUAGUUUACCCCUAUAACUGAAAUAUCAGAUAUUAUUACUAAUUACGUUUUCACAGAUACCAGCGAAAACUAUAAAUGUCGUAUAUUUGGCUACAAGUUCCCGACUUUUAUUUUGACUGCCGCCCUUAAAUAGGUAUAUGGCAAAUCCCACAACUAAUCAUACAAAUCAAUAAAAAAAUUCAAUCAAUUUCAUCUAGCAAGUGAAAAAGUCGAACUCUAAACCCCGUGAUAUUUACCAGUAGCUCGGAACUUGAUUAUCAAACCAAGAUUACAACACACACGUUUCAUUGAUAAUUGUUCUCAGAGUUCAUAUAUCAAUGUCCAUUGCAUAAUCAAAUUAGUAACACUUAACCAUCCAUACGCAAAGGCAAUGAAAAAUAGUGCAAGUAAAUCGAGAUAGAAACGAUACCCCUUUUUUUGAGCGCUUUUGUAGUUUUCACGAGCCCAUGAUUUGCCAUCCUUCAGGAAGUAAACAACAGUCUUGUACAGUGUACUUUUAUGAAGGGUUAUGUAAAGAUAAUUCGUCCUACUUUCAAAAUAUUUAUUCUGGUAUAUUUAUUCCCUUGCUCAAUUUAAAGGGCAACAGAAAUGACAAAACUGCAAUUUAAUAUUUUUUUAACCACACAGUUACAAACGGUGCUAGUUAAACUGAUACAGGAAUGCAACCAUUGUUUUGUACUUUCGUUAGGAUUUGAAGCAACUGAUGUUGAAUAUCUCAUCACAUUUAUGUUGUUUUAAUUGUGUUGAUUUUUUUUUUAUCGAGAAAUGCGCAUUUUUUGUUGUUUGUAAAUGAUUUCUUAUAAUACCUUUCCUCGUCAUAAUAUUAUUACCCUGUCUAUUUUAAUUCUUAGCUGCUUGAUUCUGAACACUUAUCAUAAUACAUUAAACGUUGAAAAAGAUAUCAAACAUAUGAGUUUUAAUUGAUGAGUUUCGCUUGGUAAAUAUUACACAUUUAAAGUUACUCAUAACAAUGAAAUUAUUAAACAGGUGGUUGCAUAUUCAUUAUUUGCUAUGUUGUUAACUCCUUGACGAUUGAAAUGUACAAAACGAAUCAACAUUGAUAAGUAAGCCUACUUCA